Messenger RNA from Linum tenue, 366 nucleotides. Lineage: Eukaryota; Viridiplantae; Streptophyta; Magnoliopsida; Malpighiales; Linaceae. The record is from the annotation of a GenBank genome assembly.
AUGUUCAAUUUGGUUUUUCGGCUGCUUUGGUGCUCCUUCGUGCUCAGCAACGAAGUAGGGUUCAUUCACCCUUCGCAAUUUGCGACAUUAGAGAGAGAUCCUGAAGCUGGUAGCUCACGAUCGGAAGCCUCGGAUGCGCUGGAUGGUGGAGAUGGGAGCUUUCUGAUUCGAGAUCACAAACUGGGCAUUUCCUCGGAGGUUGUUCUCCUAUUGUACAAGGCUGCCAGAGAACAAUUCAUGAAUGCAAUUGCAGAAUACAGGAACCUCGGCGACCUAUCUCUUCCUUCUGCUGAAGCUCUAGGUAUUGUGGUUAUGAAAUGCAGCAAAGCACUUGUGUUGUUAAACACUGAUUACAGGACUGCUUAG